Molecule: messenger RNA, 1387 nt
Organism: Petromyzon marinus (sea lamprey)
Lineage: Eukaryota; Metazoa; Chordata; Hyperoartia; Petromyzontiformes; Petromyzontidae
Product: microtubule-associated protein RP/EB family member 1-like
Molecular function (GO): microtubule binding
Source: RefSeq, a predicted model, not a curated record
CGCUGACCAAUCGGCGCGCGCAGUUGGUUUGGCGGGUUCAGCUCGCGUCUUCGCUGUGGCUUUUCUUCGCCUUCCGCCACCACCACCAGCACCCUCACGUCUCGCCCCAACUCGAUCGCUCGCUGCCACCCGUCCCUUUGCCUUCUCUUUCAAACCGCGGCCUCAACCUCGCCCACCCCUCCAUCCACUUUUACCUUCGCACGCCGUCAAAUUGCUCGCCGGCGAGGAUUUCCCCCCUCAACGAGACCCCGUCCACGCCCACGUCCUGCCCACUCCACGGCACGUUGCCACCCGCUCUGCGUGUUGCAUUGACGCGCGGUCACACUUGCUUAAUUGGUGUGGUUUAUUUUUUUGUUCCUCCUUGUCAUUCGCGAGGUCGACGCCGAUUUUCGUUGGUUUGCGAUGGCCGUCAAUGUUCACGCCACGUCGGUGACGACAGACAACCUCUCCCGGCACGACAUCAUCAACUGGAUCAACGAGACACUGCAGCUGCAGUACAGCAAGAUCGAGCAGCUCUGCUCUGGUGUGGCAUACUGCCAGUUCAUGGACAUGCUGUUCCCCGGCUGCAUCUUGCUGAAGAAGGCCAAGUUUCAGGCCAAGCAUGAGCAUGAAUAUCUGCACAACUUCAAGCUGUUACAAGUCGCCUUCAAGAAGAUGGGCGUGGACAAGGUGAUACCGGUGGACAAGCUGGUGAAGAGCAAGUUCCAGGACAACUUUGAGUUCGUGCAGUGGUUCAAGAAGUUCUUCGACGCCAACUACGACGGCAAGGAGUACGACCCGUUGGGCGCGAGGCACGGCAUGCAGGGCCCGGUGGCGUCUGGCAGCGCCGAGCAGCUGGCCCCAAAGACCCGCAAGCCGGUCUGCCAAACCGCCCCGCGCAUGGUACCGGUCCAGCGCAUGGGGGCAGCCUCCCCAGCGACCCAGGCCAGCACAGGGCCCCGGAGGCCGCCGGCUGGGGGGGCGGCAGCACGCAACGGGUGCGGGGAGGACCCGGCAGUGGCGGAGCUUGGGCAACAGCUUACAGACUUGAAGGCCACUGUGGAGACGCUGGAGAAGGAGCGAGACUUUUAUUUUGGAAAGCUGCGCGAGAUCGAGGUUCUGUGUCAAAACAACGAGGAUAAGACGCCCGUUAUCAGCAGCAUCUGCGACAUCCUCUACGCCACGGAGGAUGGGUUCCAGGUGCCGGAAGACGAGGUGGAGGGAGAGCAGGAGUCGUACUAAACACUGCACACGCCACCGCGGCGGCCACACCGCGUGGGACGCCGCACGGGACACGCGGGUCGCCACGCACGCACCGCACCGAGCCAAACCUAUCGCACACCACCACCACGCGCCACACCGAGCCAAACCUAUCGCACACCACCACCACGCGCCACACCGAGCCAAA